This is a messenger RNA of Anas platyrhynchos (mallard), 1629 nucleotides long. It is a transcript of the gene FIBCD1, whose product is annotated as fibrinogen C domain containing 1. Lineage: Eukaryota; Metazoa; Chordata; Aves; Anseriformes; Anatidae. The record is from RefSeq and is a predicted model, not a curated record.
UCCUCCUCCUCCUCCUCCCGCUCCGGCUGCGCGGCGGCGGCGGCGGCUGCGGGGCUGCUGCGCCCGGGGAGGGGGCUCGGGGACUUGGCCCGAAGUUGCGGCGCGAUGGGGAACGAGAGGUGGAAAACCAUGGGAGGAGCCUCGCAACUUGAGGACGGGCAGCAGGAGAAAGCGCAGAGGAUGAGCUGCGGGUACGUCCUGUGCACCGUGCUGCUGUCGGUGGCCGUCCUCCUGGCGGUGACGGUGACGGGGGCCAUCCUCUUCAUCAACCACUACCACGCGCCCGGCACCGAGCCGCCCCCCGUCAUCAGCACCAACCCCGAGGAAGCCAACGCCCUGGUCACCAUCGAGAAAGCCGACAGCUCCCGCAUCAACAUCUUCAUCGACCCCAACUGCCCCGACCAGGCGGGCGGUUUCGGGCGCCUGGAGGGGCUGCAGAGCUCCCUGCUGCGCGCCCUCUCCGACCACGACGCCGAAACCAAGGCCGCCAAGGGGCAGCAGAAGGCCCUGCUGGUCACCGUGGCCGACGAGGUGGCCAAGCUGCUGGCGCACGCUGCCCAGCUGCGCGCCGACUGCGAUGGCCUCAAGAAAGGGCACAGCGCCAUGGGGCAGGAGCUCAGCGCCCUGCAGGGCGAGCAGGGCAGGCUCAUCCAGCUGCUCUCGGAGAGCCAGGCCAACAUGGCUCGGCUGGUGAGCUCUGUCAGCGACGUGCUGGACACGCUGCAGAAGGAGCGCGGCGGCGCACGGCCCCGGCUCAAGGCCGACCUGCAGCGAGCCCCGGCACGGGGAGCGCGGCCCCGUGGCUGCUCCAACGGCUCCCGGCCCCGGGACUGCUUUGACAUCUACGCGAGCGGACAGCAAGAGGAUGGGAUUUACUCCAUCUUCCCCACGCACGACCCCGCGGGCUUCCAGGUCUACUGCGACAUGACGACGGACGGGGGCGGCUGGACGGUGUUCCAGCGGCGGGAGGACGGCUCAGUCAACUUCUUCCGUGGCUGGGAGGCGUACCGGGACGGCUUCGGCAAGCUGACUGGGGAGCACUGGUUAGGGUUGAAGCGGAUCCACGUGCUGACCAUACAGGGCACCUACGAGCUCCGCAUCGACCUGGAGGACUUCGACAACGGCACCGCCUUUGCGCACUACGGCAGCUUCGGCGUGGGGCUCUUCUCCGUCGACCCCGAGGAGGACGGGUACCCCGUGUCCAUCGCCGACUACUCGGGGACGGCAGGAGACUCCUUCCUGAAGCACAACGGGAUGAAGUUCACCACCAAGGACCUGGACAACGACCACUCGGAGAACAACUGCGCGUCCUUCUACCACGGCGCCUGGUGGUACCGCAACUGCCACACCUCCAACCUCAACGGGCAGUACCUCAAGGGCCACCACAGCUCCUACGCCGACGGCAUCGAGUGGUCCUCCUGGACGGGCUGGCAGUACUCCCUCAAGUUCACCGAGAUGAAGAUCCGGCCUGUCCGGGAGGAGAACUAGGGGAUGGCACGAGCUCCCCCCCCAGCCCCUGCCCUUCCCCAGCGCCCCGUGUCCCUGUGUCCCCGUCCUCCCAGCGCACCCCAGGUUGCCGUCCUCCCCCGGGGUCCCUCAGGAGCAUCAUCCCCCAGGGCUGGCGGCUGU